This is a messenger RNA of Solea solea (common sole), 4026 nucleotides long. It is a transcript of the gene sec24b, whose product is annotated as SEC24 homolog B, COPII coat complex component. Gene Ontology annotation, molecular function: SNARE binding; zinc ion binding. The transcript has 24 exons. Bases 364 to 3972 code for a protein of 1202 amino acids. Lineage: Eukaryota; Metazoa; Chordata; Actinopteri; Pleuronectiformes; Soleidae. The record is from RefSeq and is a predicted model, not a curated record. Gene Ontology annotation, biological process: intracellular protein transport; endoplasmic reticulum to Golgi vesicle-mediated transport; COPII-coated vesicle cargo loading. Gene Ontology annotation, cellular component: endoplasmic reticulum exit site; COPII vesicle coat.
UAUUGUAAUUUUGUUACUUCAAAAAUCACAUUUUGUUCCACACGUCUGCAAUGUACAGUGUAUGAUCUGAAUCUGAUACAUGUGGGAAAGUACAUUAACUCAACUGUUGCAGUCGCUGUGGAACUCCACAAGGUGGCGCUGCAGCACCACAGCCUGGUCUGGGUAAAGCUCCUCAGCAGAGUCCGCACUGGAAGCUUCUGCUCUCAGGCGAGCGAAGCUGGCCAGGCUGCCCGGGUCCUCACUGACCUGCUCCGGCCUUCAUACAGCACUACUCUGCGGUGGAACAGGUUUCGAGACCGCGGCGCUCAUGUGUAUUUACCCACCGGUGUGUCUGCGGGAAUAAGGUCGGAGGAGGACCGAGCGAUGUCCGCGCCGGGUCCCGCGAACCCGGGCAGCUACAACCAGAACUCAACGCCGAACGGUGGAGCUGCGCCCGCCUACCAGAAUGGUCCAGCGCAGACAAACCCAUCCGUGUAUCCACCUACAGGCUACUACGGAGCUCCACCUCUACAACAGAGCUACCCCACAAUCCCUGCACACUCCAAUCCUGUUCCCAGCAAAGCGCCUCUUACAAACAGUGGCCACAGUGCAAACUACUACCAGAACAACCAUCAGCAGCAGCAGCAGCAGCGUCAUCAUCUCCCUCAGCAUCAUGUAGCAGCCUCAUCAUACAGUGCUUCUCCUUCUCAGCCACCUCCACCAUCAAAUACCCAGUACAAUCAACAGCCAUUCCAGCAGCAGCAGCAGCAGCAUCCACCCUAUACCACUCCAGGAUCCUACUAUGGACAGCAACAGUCCUACCAAGCCCCUCCUCCUCCUCAACAGCAGCAUCCCAGUUUGGUUCCAGCACCAGCUAGCGGCGCAGGAGCUCCUAUAUACCCCAUCGUUUCGUACCCAUCGCCACAAGGAAGUAGCCAAUAUGGCACGCUGAGUUCCAUGCAAAGCACCACCUCCACUCCUGGAAUCAUGCCCGUUCAGAUGGGUGCACCCCUUCAUCAGUACAACACCUCACAGCCAGCACCUACACCACCAGUGCAGCCAGGGUACGGUGUGGUUCUACCCAGUCAGACGGCACCCACAGUCAACGGUCAAGGAAGCACAGCUCAGACAACAGUUCAACAACACUAUGACCAAAGCCACCAGGCGCUGCAGAGCUACGACUCUUACGGCAGAGUCAUUCACAGAAGCAGUGGUGCAGACACAGAGCGAACACCGUCAAGAACCCCCUCCACGUCAGUUCAUUCCUCACCAGGCCACCACAAAGGUAUGCAGUAUGGAUAUGUUGCUAAUAGCGGAGCUAGCUCUGCCUCUGCCGCCACCUCAGGCCCUGCAGCAGCGGUGGCCCCCUCAUCAUCCAGCUCUGAUGAAGAUGAUGAUGAUGAUGAUGAGGAGGAUGAGGAAGCAGGUGGUGAUACGUCCUCUUCCACCACUGGCAGUGCCUCUCCGGUGCCCAACAACUAUGAUUCCCUUGAAGGAGGCAACUAUCCAGAUUCAAUGCCGCCUGUUAAUGAUAUGACCGAUCAGGCUCAGCCCUAUGGUAACUAUGGUUACCCCAGCAUGCAGCCAGCCUAUCUGCAGGGACCGGCCCCCCACACGGACUCUUCUCCCGCUCACGACCUUUACGGACAGACAAGCUACCAGCAGUUAUCUCAGCCUUUCCCGAACAUGUCCCAGCUGUCUGCAGCGCUCGGCGGGCUGAGCGGGGUGCCGGAGUUGGAGGUGGAGGCUCUGAGGCCGGUGAACCUGCUGCAGGAGAGGAACCUGCUGCCCCCCAGACCACUGGAGGCUCCUGAACCCAACCUCAGCGCUGACCUCAAGAAGGUUAACUGCAGUCCACAUACGUUCAGGUGUACGCUGACCAGUAUCCCUCAGACGCAGGCUCUACUAAACAAGGCCAGGCUUCCUCUGGGUCUUCUCCUCCAUCCUUUCAGAGACUUAGAGCAGUUACCAGUGAUCACGUCAAACACAAUAGUGCGCUGUCGCUCGUGUCGCACCUACAUCAAUCCCUUUGUCACCUUCCUGGACCAGCGCAGGUGGAAGUGCAACCUCUGUUACCGCGUCAACGAUGUUCCAGAUGAGUUUAUGUACAACCCGGUCACCAGGUCAUACGGCGAGCCUCACAAAAGACCCGAGGUUCAAAAUGCCACUGUGGAGUUCAUCGCCUCCUCAGACUACAUGUUGAGACCACCUCAGCCGGCAGCUUACCUGUUUGUCCUCGACGUGUCUCACAAUGCAGUGGAAGCAGGCUACCUGAAGUACUUCUGUGAAUCCCUUCUCAAGAAUCUGGACAAGUUGCCCGGGGAUACACGCACCAGAGUGGGCUUCCUCACCUUUGACAGCACCAUCCACUUCUACAACCUGCAGGAGGGUCUGUCACAGCCUCAGAUGCUGGUGGUGUCUGACAUCGAUGAUGUCUUCAUACCGUCUCAUGACAGUCUGAUAGUGAACCUAAAAGAGAGCAAAGAGCUGGUGAAGGACCUGCUGACCUCGCUGCCGGCCAUGUUCAGUCAGACCAGGGAAACCCACAGCGCCCUCGGCCCGGCGUUACAGGCCGCGUUCAAGCUCAUGUCAUCCACCGGGGGGCGUGUCUCAGUUUUCCAGACCCAGCUGCCCACACUGGGCGCUGGUCUGCUGCAGUCAAGAGAAGACCCCAACCAGCGCUCGAGCAGCAAGGGAGUUCAGCAUCUCGGCCCUGCUACAGACUUCUAUAAAAAACUGGCACUGGACUGCUCAGGACAGCAGAUAGGAGUGGAUCUUUUCUUGCUCAGCUCCCAGUACACUGACCUUGCCUCGCUAGCUUGUAUCUCCAAGUAUUCAGCGGGCAGCAUCUUCUACUACCCCUCCUUUCAUUACAUCCACAACCCUGCACAACUGGAGAAGUUCCAAAACGAUCUGGAGCGCUACCUCACCAGGAAGAUCGGCUUUGAGGCCGUUAUGAGAAUACGAUGCACUAAAGGUUUAUCCAUCCACACAUUCCACGGUAACUUCUUUGUGCGCUCCACUGACCUGCUGUCCCUGGCCAAUGUGAACCCAGACUCUGCCUUCGCCGUCCAGAUGUCCAUCGAAGACUCUCUGGCAGACUCGUCUCUGGCCUGUUUCCAGGCCGCGCUGCUCUACACCUCCAGUAAAGGAAAGAGACGUAUCCGAGUUCACACUCUGUGUCUGCCGGUGGUCAACCAGUUGAGUGAUGUGUACGCUGGAGCUGAUGUCCAAGCUGUCACUUGUCUACUCGCCAACAUGGCAAUCGACCGGUCGAUAUCGUCCAGCCUCUCUGACGCUCGAGACGCUCUGGUGAACGCCGUGGUCGAUUUGGCGACUUCCUACAAGAGCAGCGUGUCCAACCUGCAGCAGUCUGGCCUCGUCGUCCCCUCGUCCAUGCGCCUCUUCCCUCUCUACAUCCUCGCUCUGCUCAAACAGAAAGCGCUGCGAACAGGAACCAGCACACGUCUGGACGAGCGCGUCUUUGCCAUGUGUGAGUUCAAGACGCAGCCGCUGCAGCAGCUGAUGCGGAUGGUUCAUCCUGAUCUGUACAGACUGGACAACAUGUCUGACCAGGGGGCGCUACAUUUGAACGACACAGUGGUUCCGCAGCCUCAUCUGCUCCACCUGGCGUCAGAGAGGCUGAGCAGAGACGGCGCUUUUCUCAUGGACUGUGGCAAUGUGUUUUACCUGUGGAUCGGCAAAUGCUGCAACGACAUGUUCAUACGAGACGUUCUGGGCUGCAACAACUACGCUUCAAUACCACCCAACAUGAGUCACAUUCCCGAGCUGGAGACUCCGCUGUCGGAGAGAGUGCGAGCUUUCCUCGACUGGCUGCAGGACAACAGAGCGUUCACCUCCACAAUCCACAUCGUCAAGGACGACACGUCGGCCAAAGCUAUUUUCUUCCAGCAGCUGGUGGAGGAUCGCUCAGAGUCGGCUUCAUCCUACCAAGAAUUCCUGCAGCACGUCCAGAGUCAAAUCUCCAAGUAGGCUCCAGUUGUAUACGAGCGAACCGCCAACCACUAAAAAAAACAAAAAAAAACA